Messenger RNA from Chelmon rostratus (copperband butterflyfish), 1290 nucleotides. Its product is annotated as dual specificity protein kinase CLK4-like. The coding region runs from base 1 to 1290 and encodes 429 amino acids. NCBI's taxonomy places the organism in Eukaryota, Metazoa, Chordata, Actinopteri, Chaetodontiformes, Chaetodontidae. Gene Ontology annotation, biological process: protein phosphorylation; regulation of RNA splicing. The transcript is spliced from 12 exons. Gene Ontology annotation, cellular component: nucleus. The record is from RefSeq and is a predicted model, not a curated record. Gene Ontology annotation, molecular function: protein tyrosine kinase activity; ATP binding.
AUGGUCACAGAGCCCGGUGUGCACAGCAACACUAUGGGCAUCAAGGACAACGACUGCGGUUCUUGGCGAGAUGGUGACGACCCCAACACAGACGUCCACGCUAACAAAAAGCCUGAAAACCAGCACUCGCUCUGCACCCCUACAGAAACUGGCAACUCGCCCGUCGACCGCUCGCCGCCGCCUGAAUCACCUUUUCUUGGUGACAAUGCUGUCAACGCUGAUGAUGAUGGAGUAAAGACGAGUCUCAAGGGAAAGAGCUACGAGGACGAUGAAGAGGGCCACCUGGUCUACCACAUCGGCCUUGUGAUGAAAGAGAGAUAUGAGGUGGUGCUUACACUGGGAACAGGAGCCUUCGGAAAAGUGGUGGAGUGUAUUGAUAGACACAAAGAUGAGCGUGUAGCCGUGAAGAUUGUGAAGAACAUUGACUGUUUCCGUGAAGUGGCGAGGUCUGAGAUCGCAGUGCUGGAGGAGAUCAACAGCCUGGAUGAUGAUAAGAGAUUCGCCUGUGUGAGGAUGCUGGACUGGUUUGAACAUGAAGGUCACAUCUGCAUCGUGUUCGAGCUGCUAGGCCCCAGCACCUUCGAGUUCCUCCGGCAGAACAAGUUCCUGCCGUUCAGCGUGGAGCAGAUCAGACACAUGGCCUUCCAGAUCUUCAGAGCCGUCUGCUUCCUGCAUCGUAACAAGCUUACCCACACGGACCUGAAGCCAGAGAACAUCCUGUUUGUCAGCUCUAACAACGAUGAGACGAGGAGUGAGGAGAGGAAACUAAGGAGUUUGGAUGUGAAGGUGGUGGAUUUCGGCACCGCCACAUUUGACCACGAACACCAUGAAUCCCUGGUGUCAACACGCCACUACCGAGCUCCAGAGGUCAUACUGGAUCUGGGCUGGAACCAGUCGUGUGAUGUUUGGAGUCUGGGCUGCGUUCUCAUGGAGUUUUACCUCGGACGUACACUCUUCAUGACACACGACAGUAAAGAACAUCUGGCCAUGAUGGAGAAAGUCCUGGGUCCAAUCCCCCCCCACCUGCUGAAGCAGAGCAGAAAGCAGCAUUACGUGCACAACGAGCAUCUGAACUGGGACGAGUGCAGCUCCUCUGACGAUUACAUCAGGAAGCACUGCAAACCUCUCAAGCAGUACAUGCAGAGGAAGACUGAGGAAGAGAGGCAGCUGUUCGACCUGCUCAGCUGCAUGCUGGAGUACGACGUGUGCAGACGGAUCACCCUGGAGGAGGCGCUGUGGCACCCGUUCUUCAGCCCGCUGAGGAUGCAGCAGCAGCAACAACGCAGCUAG